UCCUUUUGCAACUGUUUCCUGCUGCCAUCCUGCGUCUGUUCCACAGUCUAUGGUCUGCUCUCUCAUUUUAACGUUUUUCCCAACACAGGAGCUUAUGCAGCCAGUAUUAAUGAUCCGCUAAUCAAACAAUGAGGAGGACACGACGCGCUCCACUCUGCCAUUGCGUCGCUAAACGUGAGGACGCCACAAUAAAACUCGUGCGUUUCCAAUAAACAACUUGGCUUGACAACCGGAGUCGCCUCGAACGGUGACAGGUGAGCCUUUUCAGGUGGCACACUUUCAGGUUUUAAAGUUGUGUUUCUCUCUUCGAGAUGGCUGGGGGCAUUACAGAAACAGGCGAGCCUUACUCACCAUUUGUUGGCCUGGUGUACAUGUUCAAUCUAAUUGUUGGCACUGGUGCCCUGACCAUGCCCAAGGCCUUUGCAGCAGCUGGUUGGGUUGUCAGCGUCUCCCUCAUCACAUUUUUGGCUUUUAUGAGUUUCAUGACCACCACGUUUGUUAUUGAAGCCAUGGCUGCUGCCAAUGCCCAGCUGCGCUGGAAGAGGAGGGAACAGGAAGAGAUUAAUGAGAGUGACUCCAGCUCGGACUAUUCGGAUGAUGAGGAUGUUAUCCGGGGACGUUCAGAACCCGUCGAGACGCGGCCCAUUCUCUCUGUCCAGCGUGCCGCGAAUAUAGACCACUUUGACAUUGUCGAGAGAGUCGAGAUGGGACAAAUGGCCUCCAUGUUUUUUAAUAAAGUUGGCGUCAACAUGUUCUACAUCUGUCUCAUCGUGUACCUGUAUGGAGACCUGGCCAUUUAUGCUGCUGCUGUACCGGUGUCAUUGAUGGAGGUUGCAUGUGGGAAUCACUCGUGCAGUGCUGGGAGUGUGAAAUACAACGACACCGAUUCGUGCUGGGGUCCUGUAAGACGCAAAGACGCCUACAGAGUGUUUCUGGCUACCUUCACACUGUUUUUGGGGCCCUUCACCUUUUUCAAUGCACAGAAGACCAAAUACCUCCAGAUCCUUACCUCUCUAAUGAGAUGGAUUGCGUUCACCAUGAUGAUCAUCCUGGCUUUGAUUCGUAUUGGCAAGGGACACGGUGAGGGCAAACCAUCUGUAGCUCAGAUCUCAGGUGUGCCUAACCUCUUCGGGGUCUGCGUCUACUCGUUCAUGUGCCAGCACUCACUACCAUCGCUUGUGACGCCCAUCUCCAACAAGCAGCGCAUGAGCGCCCUGGUCAUGGCCGACUACAUCCUCAUCCUGUGCUUCUACAGCCUGCUGUCCCUCACGGCCAUAUUCUGCUUCGACAGUUCUCUGCUGCGGGACAUGUACACUUUAAACUUCACUGAUAACUGCGACGUCCUGAGCAUUCCAGUGUUGCGCUACUUCCUGGGCCUCUUUCCCGUUUUCACCAUUAGCACCAACUUUCCCAUAAUAGCCGUUACGCUACGUAACAACUGGAAGACUCUCUUCCAUCGGGAUGGUGGCACGUACCCUUGGGUGGUGGACCGUAUCGUCUUCCCGCUCAUUACCCUAGUGCCGCCCAUUAUUGUGGCCUUCUGUACUCACGAUCUGGAGUCGCUUGUGGGUAUCACUGGGGCAUAUGCUGGAACGGGCAUUCAGUAUAUCAUCCCAGCCUUCCUAGUAUAUUUUAGUCGUCGUCAUCUAGAGCCUGUGUUGGGAAGGGAUGCUGUAAAUAAGCACCGGUCGCCUUUCCAUCACCAGUUCUGGAUUUGGUUUGUGAUAUUGUGGGCAACGUUCUGUCUAAUGUUCGUGACCGCUAAUAUUGUCCUUAACGAAACUAAGAAGUGAGUAUAAAAGCAGAUUUAUUUUUUCAAGCUUUAUUUUAAUUUUAUUUUUUUAAGGGGUGUUUGUUCGGUUAAAUGUUAAAAGAAUGGCAUCAGCUGAAGUUGAGUUCAGUCUAAUUUAAUCCAGUGUCUAAAAGGGACCAGAAGACGUUUUGGCAUUACUUUAGUUGGACUAAUGUGAAACUUUU
Molecule: messenger RNA, 1977 nt
Organism: Carassius carassius (crucian carp)
Lineage: Eukaryota; Metazoa; Chordata; Actinopteri; Cypriniformes; Cyprinidae
Product: transmembrane protein 104-like
Exons: 10
Coding region: 312-1793 (493 amino acids)
Source: RefSeq, a predicted model, not a curated record